UCGAAUUUGAACCGUGUGUGCUAUAAAAAACAAUGGAUAUGACGACGGACGGUGAGAUGAGAGAUGAAGAGGAGAAGAAGAGUGUGUCAAUUGAGGCGAUCCGAAAGAAGUUUACAGAAUGGGGGUUUUCACCUUAUGCGUUCCAAAUGUACAACUUGGACGAGGGAUCUUUAGUUCUGCCCAGUUUUCCUCACCCUCUCAACAAGCGUCCCAACCCUGACCUUUAUAUGAAUUAUUUUCUUAAAGAAUGCAAGCGUUACGAAAGCUUCGACUUCUCCAUCGAGCCAAUGAUCGUUGGUGAGGUGAAGCAUUGCAGCUACUCCGAGUUGGACAAGAUGACUAAUUACAAGAAUCGUGGAGAAAUUCAAAAGACUCUUACAGGAAGACUGUUCCAUGGCACCAUUGUUGAAGGAACUGUAACACGACCGGCUAUUGUAAAGACAUGGGAUUAUCUCUUUCCUAUGAAACCUGAGUGUGCUCCACGUCUAUAUAAAUUUUGUGAUGAAAUCAAGUUAUUAACGGAUGAAAGAGCAAAUAAGCAUCCAAAUUUGGUGAAGUUAUAUAGGUACUGUUUUGAUACGAGGCUUGCAGUUGUCUACGAUGCAAAAUUCACCGGAGUGUUGUCGAAUGUGCUUCUGGCUGACGACUUUGGGUGGGAUGAUCGGAUGAAAGUGGCAACGCAACUUGCUGAUCUCUUCUCAUGGUUGCAUGAGAAGGGGAUUGCAUUUGGUUAUGUUAGUGAUUCAUGCAUUAUGAUAGAUGAGGAAGUAAACAUAAAAGUAUUUGACUUUGGGUUUGUAUCAAAUAAUGUGAAUGAAGAUACUGAAAUUCCUGUAGAAGUUCGUGUUGGCUGGGAAGGUCCAGAUAUUCAGAAUGGUAAACGGACGAUGAAAACUGAUGUUUAUAUAUUUGGCAUUCUACUGCUAAAGCUGAUAGCCAAGAAUGCGUUUAUCUGUGCUGGUCCUUAUCAGCUGGAUCUGUGCGCUAUAGAUGAGGCUAAACUUGGUAAAAAAUAUUUGGUUCAUGAGUGCUUCAAAGAAGUUGAUUAUUCAAAUGCAUUUGAGAUCACACGUCUGGCAUUCCUCUGCUUGAAUCCCGAUCAUCCAGACAAGAGGCCAACCAUGAAGGACGUUGUAUAUGCUUUGAAAAUGAUGCAAAGGGGGGUGAAGAAACGAAAAAGAGAUGAAAAUGAGGCAGAAUAGAAUAGUCAAAAUCUAUCAAAAUACUUCUACAGAUUCUUUAGUGAAUGUUCGAUGUGGAUCGUCAUAUAUAUCUCUUAUUCACGCGAACCUAUGAAGAUGGUUAGUGAAAAUUUUUAUUAGUUAUAUGCAAUAAUGUAUAUAUUUAUUUCAAUUUGAUGAGGUUAAAUCAUGUAAUUAAUCGUAUCUCACUAAUAUUACCUUAUAGAUGAUAUUUAUUGUGUAUUUUUUUUCUCAUCUAACCAGAUGUGCUUUGCACGUGUAUUCCACAUUAAACUGUUUAGAUGUCAUAUGAA
This is a messenger RNA of Solanum stenotomum, 1495 nucleotides long. Its product is annotated as probable serine/threonine-protein kinase PBL18. The record is from RefSeq and is a predicted model, not a curated record. Gene Ontology annotation, molecular function: protein kinase activity; ATP binding. The coding region runs from base 33 to 1202 and encodes 389 amino acids. NCBI's taxonomy places the organism in Eukaryota, Viridiplantae, Streptophyta, Magnoliopsida, Solanales, Solanaceae. Gene Ontology annotation, biological process: protein phosphorylation. The transcript has 7 exons.